This is a messenger RNA of Cucurbitaria berberidis CBS 394.84, 1291 nucleotides long. RefSeq names its product thymidylate synthase-like protein. Lineage: Eukaryota; Fungi; Ascomycota; Dothideomycetes; Pleosporales; Cucurbitariaceae. The record is from RefSeq and is a predicted model, not a curated record. Gene Ontology annotation, biological process: dTMP biosynthetic process. Gene Ontology annotation, cellular component: cytosol; mitochondrion. The coding region runs from base 47 to 1102 and encodes 351 amino acids. Gene Ontology annotation, molecular function: thymidylate synthase activity. The transcript has a single exon.
GCAGCACGUUUCCACUACACAAGACGUCCUCUUUUCGUCUGUCAUUAUGUCUCCCGCCGCUGUCGACCCCGUGAUCACACCCUCAAGCAAUACUGAGGCCGCCAAAGAAACAACAAACGGCACCACCACCCCACCCACCAAGACGAUGUCCAAGAGCAACCCCGCGCACGAAGAGCACCAAUACCUCAACUUAAUCAGAGAUAUCCUCCAAAAUGGCGAGCAUCGACCCGACCGCACUGGGACCGGCACAUACGCCAUCCCCUUCCCCGCACAAAUGAAAUUCAACCUCUCGCAACCUUCGUCCGAAGCCUCACAACCACCCGAGCUCAUCCUUCCCCUCCUCACAACUAAACGUGUAUUCCUGCGCGCCGUAAUUGGCGAGCUACUCUGGUUCAUCGCAGGCUCCACACACUCGAAAUCGCUCUCAGAUGCAGGGAUAAAGAUCUGGGACGGCAACGGGUCGCGCGAGUACCUAGACAGCGUAGGCCUAGGACACUAUGAGGAGGGCGAACUGGGCCCAGUAUAUGGUUUCCAAUGGCGGCAUUUUGGCGCAGAAUACAAAGGGCACGAGGCAGAUUACACAGGCCAGGGUGUCGAUCAAUUAGCAGAGAUCAUCGAAAAGCUGAAGAAUAAACCGUAUGAUCGACGCAUUAUAUUGAGUGCGUGGAACCCUGCGGACUUGAAGAAGAUGGCGCUUCCGCCGUGCCAUAUGUUUGCCCAGUUCUAUGUUAGCUUUCCACGGCAGGAGCAGGGCGCCACAGAGAAACCGAGGGGAGUGCUACAUUCACUGUUGUAUCAGCGGUCGUGCGAUAUGGGGCUUGGUGUGCCGUUUAAUAUCGCGUCGUAUGCGCUAUUGACGCACAUGCUAGCACAUGUGUGCGAUUUGACGCCAGGGACUUUUACGCAUACAAUGGGGGAUGCACAUGUUUAUCUGGACCAUGUGGAUGCGCUGAAAGUGCAAUUGGAAAGGGAGCCGAGGGAUUUCCCGUCGUUGAAGAUCAAUAGGGAGAUUGGAGGGAGUAUAGAUGGAUGGAAGGCGGAAGAUUUCGAAGUCGUGGGCUAUAAACCGCAUGCGAGUAUUGCCAUGAAGAUGAGUGUAUGAUCACGAGAAGUGUUGGAGAAGAGUUUUUGUAUAUGUGUAUCAUGAAUUGGCAUGGCCAUGGUUAGGUACAUGACAGUCCGAACGAGGAGCGUUCAACGUGUACAUUGAGCGGAUUGCCAUAUGCCGGUCGUUAUAAAUCUUCAACGGCGAAAAGGCUUCCUAAAAAGCUCUCACGAUUCCGACCCGCCC